CGUUUUUUCUUUCUUUUGUCCAUCUUUCUGCUAAAUGUUAGCUUCUGACUUUCAAAUUGCUGCACUUUGUGAGCAAGGUUAUUACGGCGCCAAGUCGAGCCUCGGCGCCCAUAUACCUUGAAAUUGACUAGUCGAAAAAAGUCAAUAACUCCUGAUGUACAUAUAUUUUUUUUAAAAAAUAUAUGAUGGCCAUGGCCCUGUUUGGCUUAUCUUAUUUUCAGGCAUAAUAAUCUUUUCUUCUGGAAAAGAUACGUAAAUGUGUACAAUAUUUUCUUUUUUUUUUUGAAAAUAAAUGACUUAUUUCUACAAAUAAAGAAUAUUAAAGACUUAUUACAUAUGUUAUACUAAAAAAUAUAUUAUGUAAAAUAUGAACUUUUUUCUAAAAUAAGUCCUUAUUUUUGUAAAAAAUGGUACUAAUUCAAAUAAAAAGUAAUAGACAAUAAAUUCAAAUACCAAAAGUCAAGCAUCCAUAAGCAAAUAAAAACAUAAUAAGUGCAAUAAAUUAAUCACAUAUAGGCCUCCAUCUCAAAGUCAUGAAAUACUCCAUCUUCUCGAGUAUUCAUCUUGGAUGGAUAGGGAGGCACACUAUAAUCAUCUCCAACAUCCCCAUCAUCAGUAGGAGUAUUGUCUUCAGCUCCCCCAUGUAGUGUUUCGUUGAGUAUAGGUACACACAUCACUAGUUGACAACCUUUUUUAGCUUUUCUUGGAAGAGGGCGUCUUUUAAGUGCUUUGAGGCACCUGAAGCUAUAUUAACCGCACUCCAAAACCUAUCUUCAAUUUCGGUGAUCCACUCAUUAGUCCAUGCCGAGUCAUCAAAUAUGAGUGGAUUAAUUAUUUUUUUUCCAAGUUCAUGCAUCUUUUGAAUUUCUGUUUGUAUUGAACAUACACCAAAUUAUUCAAACGUUGAUGUUCUAACAUAUUCCUCUUUUUUGUAUGUAUCUAAAUUAAUCAAAUAUAUAAAAUUUAAAUUUGAUUAGGCAUCAAGUAUAAGUAGUUGCAAAUUGGCCAUAAAUCCGUCUUACAUGUAAAAAAACUUUAAAAGGAUUAAUUAGAAGAAACAAAAGAUAAUAAAUAAUAGAAUUAUCAAAAUAAUUAUAAACUUAAAUCGAAAAGCAGAUAAUUAAUUAAUAAAAUUAUAUACAUGGGAAAAAGAUUUACAUAUAUGUAUCUAUCGAUGUAUAUACACAUUGUCAAAAAAGAGAAGAAGAAAGGGGAAGAAAGAAGAUGAAGGAGAGAUACAGAGACGAAGAAAGAAAGAAGAAUGGAGAAGGAAGUAGAAGGGAGAAGGAGAAAGGAGAAGCGAGUAGCUUGCCAGAAUCACGUCGACAUUGGAAAAGAAGCCGCCGUCCCAGUCGUACAUCUUUUACUCGUCAAGGGGGUGAUAGACCUAGAUCCUACUACCAGGGCCAAAGGUCAGAUCCAAGAAUGGUUCUAGAGAGACAAGGCAACAAUGAUCCUAGAUCUCAUCCUGGUGACCCAAGAAUGGGUUCGGACAGACAAGGCAACAAUGAUGCUAGAUCUCAUCCUGGUGAAGAAGAUAUGGAGAUUGGGUAUGAAGAUAAACCCAUGCUGCAGACCUUUGAGGGUCUUGAACAAAGAUUUCUGGAUGACAUCAUGAAACUAGCUAAAGAACAGACUGAUGCAGAGGAUGCUGAGAAUGCUAGGCACAGGGAGAGCAUAAACUCCAUCAAUUGUCAGUAUCAGGAACAACUUGAUGCGCUUCGAGCCCGGCAUGCAGCUCGAAGAGAUGAGAUCCUUAAGAGAGAAACUGAAGCACGUCAACAGCAGUAUCAGACAGUAGUGCUGGACAACUACCCUAACAGUGGAAUGGUCCAUAGCGACCCCCAUGGUUAUCCUGCUGCGGAACCACAUCAGUACGAUCCCUACGUUGAACGGGCUCGAUUUCCGGUCGGGUAUAGGGACCAUGGGCUUGAUCAAAGAGGUCAAUACCAUGGCCCCCGAGUUCCUGAAGCGGGAUCACGUUAUCGCUGAUUUGGUAAAAUGUAGCACAACAUAAUCCUGUAGGGCUUUGAUAUUACCUGUAGUGUUGCUUGUACCUGCAUAAUUUAGCCAUUUGAUGCUGGUUGUUUUAUGUUUGUAAUGCUUCUUUAGAAAGAAUAAAACUCUGUGCUAGCUUAGCUAUUUGAGUAGCUGAAACUCUGUACUAGAUUAGCUAUUUGAGGAGCUGUCCGUUGAAAGCCCCCGGUUUCUUGGAUGUUUUGCAUCUGAUCUAUGUUUCUUUUAUAGAAUUUGAAAUAUUUGUUGAGGCGAAUGUCAACGGUUUUGGAAGUUUAGCUUA
Messenger RNA from Daucus carota subsp. sativus, 2299 nucleotides. RefSeq lists its product as uncharacterized. The transcript is spliced from 3 exons. The record is from RefSeq and is a predicted model, not a curated record. Lineage: Eukaryota; Viridiplantae; Streptophyta; Magnoliopsida; Apiales; Apiaceae. Bases 1225 to 1992 code for a protein of 255 amino acids.